Molecule: messenger RNA, 509 nt
Organism: Cynara cardunculus var. scolymus (artichoke)
Lineage: Eukaryota; Viridiplantae; Streptophyta; Magnoliopsida; Asterales; Asteraceae
Product: UPF0057 membrane protein At2g24040-like
Exons: 3
Coding region: 106-321 (71 amino acids)
Cellular component (GO): membrane
Source: RefSeq, a predicted model, not a curated record
ACCCCACGUAAUAUCUGAACCCAAAAACUCAUCGGCUCCGGUUCUCCACCCAACCCAUCAUCUUGUCUGAAAAAUCUCUCUUUUGUUUUUGUAAACAAAACAAAAAUGACAUCAGGAUGUGUUCUCCUCUGCGAGAUCAUACUCUCGAUCCUCUUACCACCUCUAGGCGUCUGCCUCCGUUACGGUUGUUGCACGGUAGAGUUCUUUAUAUGCUUGGUGUUGACUAUUCUGGGUUAUCUUCCUGGGAUCAUCUACGCCCUCUAUGCCAUCUUAUGUGUGAAUAUAGAUCGUAAUGGUGAUCGUUACGAGGCGCUUGCGUAAGAAGUACUUUGUUAAUUGUUAUGUCGGGUGUCGGUGGAUGUAAAGCACGAACCUCAUGAAUCAAUUCUAGUUGCAUCGGUUCUUACCGUGUAGUGUUAUAUAGAAUUCUUGGUAGUAGUAGUUAUCGUGAAUCCAAUUAUUCCAAAACUUGUUUCCUGUAUGUGCGAUUACUAAUUCGUAUUUUGAAG